AUGAGCAUCACUCAGCCCCUCACCACCCUGGCCAAAGACGACGACUUAUCAUGUUGGACGGGUAGGGCUCCACUGGGUCGCGAUGGCCGUGUGCCCGAGGAUUGGAACUCACCCGCGGCGACCGUCGUCGCCGACAUGCGUGACUCCUUCCCCAAUCUCCAGCACGUUCUCGUGGUUGGCAUAGCAGGAGCCAUGCCUUCCUAUGGCCCCGAUCAGCGGCAAAUUGUGCUUGGGGACGUUGUUGUUAGCUACCCUCAGGGAAGCGAAGGCGGAGUAGCACAUUACGAAUUCGGUGCUUGGGAAGCGAACGGACUCAGCGUCAGCGGGCACAUGCUUCACCCAUCCGAUGCUCUACUAAGCGCGGUGAAUAAUCUCCGAGCAAAACAUGAUCUAGAACCGGGGACGGACAUCCCGAGACUUCUCGACCAAAUACGGGAGCACGUGAUGGAGGAGCAGCGACCAGACUACCAUGACCCGGGUGCCGAAUAUGAUCUUCUCUUCCAAGAUGAUUACCCGCACAGAGAUAGACAUGAGCUCUGUGAAGCACUCUGCGACUCGAGGCGGGCAAGGCAACGGUGCUUCCGAGGGCACACUGCUAUGCGGAAGCUUGAUUUUCCGCGCAUCCACUAUGGCACUAUCGGCUCAGCAAAUACACUUGUGAUAUCUAGUGAGAAGCGGAACGAACUAUAUAAGAAGCACGAAAUCAUUUGCUUUGAAAUGGAAUCCGCGGGCGUGAUGGGAAGUCACCAAGCCCUUGUCAUCCGUGGCAUUUGCGACUAUGCGGAUUCACAUAAGAAUAAGAAAUGGCAGAAGUAUGCUGCAGCUACCGCAGCAGCCUAUGCGGAGGAGCUUUUAUUAGUCCUGCCACCAUCCAACCUAGCCCCCUGCUCACCAAGCCCCCACGGAAAGUCCGAGUUACCGGACGCCGAUAUAAAGGCCUGUCUAAGAGCCUUGUCCUUCGAGAGGAUGAACGAUCGAUUCUACAAACUCGCAAUGUUUGGCUUCGAUGGGCUGGACCGUCAAAACCUCACACUUAAAGCAAUCGAGCAAGCGGUUGACCGGACCCCAUGGGAACUUGAUGAAUUAUAUAAUUCGCUUAUUACCGGUAUGGAUGGCGAUUCGAUCAUGCUCAUCCGAUGGGUCUGUUUUGCGAUAGAACCGUUGUCCAUCAUGGAGAUGCAGUGGGCUCUGUUGGUGGGGGCAGAUCCUGACCACCAGUCAAUGAAGGCGUACCGGGACGACAUUCUUGACAUUGGCCCCAUGAAGGCGAGAGUUACGCAUCUUAGUCGUGGCCUUGUCGAGGUCACCUCAAACUCUCAUCAGGUUGUUCAAUUCGUCCACCAGUCCGUCAAGGACUACUUUAUGAACAAGGGCUUGUUGAAUCUGGACGAGAAUCUAUCGUCUAUUAGCGAAACGACCGCGAUGACCCACCACCAGCUAUCUAAAAUUUGUAUUCGAUACCUACGAAUGGACGAGAUAGGCGACUUUUGCGAAGACGCUAUGAAUGGGUAUGAGCCUGUAGCUAAGCUACUAGUUGCUAUACCUGGGGUUGAUGUCAACUCAAAGGAUGAUAAUGGACGGACACCCCUCUCCUAUGCAGCUAUGAAUGGGUAUGAGUCUGUGGCUAAGCUACUAGUUACCAUACCUAGGGUUAAUGUCAACUCAAAGGAUAAUAGUGGACGGACACCCUUCUCCUAUGCGGCUAUGAAUGGGUAUGAGUCUGUGGCUAAGCUACUAGUUACCAUACCUAGGGUUAAUGUCAACUCAAAGGAUAACAGUGGACGGACACCCCUCUCAUGGGCAGCUAUAUUUGGGCAUAAGUCUAUGGCUAAGCUACUAGUUGCCAUGCCUAGGGUUGAUGUCGACUCAAAGGAUAAUGAUGGACGGACACCCUUCUCCUAUGCGGCUAUGAAUGGGUAUGAGUCUGUGGCUAAGCUACUAGUUACCAUACCUAGGGUUAAUGUCAACUCAAAGGAUAACAGUGGACGGACACCCCUCUCAUGGGCAGCUAUAUUUGGGCAUAAGUCUAUGGCUAAGCUACUAGUUGCCACGCCUAGGGUUGACGUCGACUCAAAGGAUAACGAGGGAUGGACACCCCUCUCCUAUGCAGCUAUGCGUGGGCAUGAGUCUGUGGCUAAGAUACUAGUUGCCACACCUGGGGUUGAUAUUGACUUAAAGGAUAAAUAUGGACGGACACCCCUCUCAUGGGCAGUUGCCACACGCCACAAGUCCAUGAUGCAACUACUAGGUUACCCUUCCAGUUGA
Parascedosporium putredinis is the source of this 2265-nucleotide messenger RNA. The record is from the annotation of a GenBank genome assembly. Lineage: Eukaryota; Fungi; Ascomycota; Sordariomycetes; Microascales; Microascaceae.